AACCGUGAGAGGAACCAGUCAGUCAGCCAGCCAGUCUGUCAGCCAGCCAGCCAGCUAGAUAGCCAGCCAGAUAGCCAGUCAGCCAGAUAGAUCGAUAGAUAGAUAGAUUUAUUAUUAUUAUUUAUUAUUAUUAUUAUUUUUAUUUUUUUAUUUAGCAAACAGAGCAACUUGCACGAAAAUUAUUUAUCUAGUCAUUUCUGAUUUUCUUGCCCCCCCCAAAAAUCUAGUUUAUCAAGUGUUGUCGGUCAAGACUAGCAAUGGGAUGAUGGCUAUAUAAUGUAGUUAGCUUGCUAGCUAGCUCGUUAGCAUGUGUGUUAACGCUAGUUAGCUGGAUAGAGGAAUUGGACGUAACUUGCUUGGUUGUAAUGGCUUCAACGAAUGACAGGAAUUAUCUUCAAGUCACCAAUACGGAUUAAAUAAACGGGUUUGGUCGGGAGAGGGAGGGGGAUAUGACAUUUUAGCCGUGCCUUUUAAAACGUUACCCAGCGUUAAAGUGUUUUGUUGUCAUACUUGUUGGCUAGUAUACAUUAGCAUAGCUAGCUAAAGCGAAACGACUGUUUCUACCAACCGUUACCAGGAAAACACCACAAUGCAUGACGCUUACGAACCGGUACCAAUCCUGGAGAAACUGCCUCUUCAGAUUGACUGUCUUGCGGCCUGGGAGGACUGGCUUCUAGUUGGGACCAAACCAGGCCAUCUGCUGCUCUACAGAAUCAAAAAAGAUGCAGGUACCAACAGGUUUGAGGUGACUCUGGAGAAAUCCAACAAGAACUUCUCCAAGAAGAUCCAGCAGCUCUUCAUUGUGUCACAGUACAAGAUCCUCAUUAGUCUACUAGAGAACAACAUCCAUGUUCAUGAUCUGUUGACCUUCCAGCAGAUUACUGUGGUCUCCAAGGCCAAAGGGGCAACGCUCUUCGCCUGUGACUUGCAGCUGUCCCCGACAGGAGAGGCCCAGCUGAGGAUGUGUGUUGCAGUGAAGAAGAAGCUUCAGCUGUAUUACUGGAAGGACAGGGAGUUCUAUGAGCUGCAGGGGGACUUUUCUGCUCCAGACAUCCCUAAGUCCAUGGCCUGGUGUCAGAACUCCAUCUGUGUUGGCUUCAAGAGAGACUACUACCUCAUCCGGAUGGACGGUCGUGGAUCCAUCAAGGAGCUCUUCCCCACGGGGAAGCAGCUAGAGCCCCUGGUGGUCCCCCUGGGUGAUGGGAAGGUGGCGGUGGGCCAGGAUGACCUCACGGUGGUGCUCAACGAGGAGGGGGUCUGCACUCAGAAGUGUGCCCUCAACUGGACUGACAUCCCCAUUGAUAUGGAACACCAGCCCCCAUACAUCAUAGCUGUCCUGCCUCGCUAUGUGGAGAUCAGGACCUUUGAACCCAGACUGCUGGUCCAGAGUGUGGAGUUACAGAGACCACGAUUCAUCACCUCAGCUGGGCCUAAUAUAGUGUACGUUGCCAGCAACCAUUUUGUGUGGCGUCUGGUGCCUGUGUCCAUCGCCAGUCAGAUCAGACAGUUACUACAGGACAAGCAGUUUGAACUGGCCCUGCAACUGGCCAAGAUGAAGGAUGAUGUGGAAGGAGAUAAGAGACAGCAGAUUCACCACAUCCAGAAUCUCUAUGCCUUCAAUCUGUUCUGUCAGAAGAGGUUUGAUGACUCCAUGCAGGUGUUCGCUAAGCUUGGUACAGAUCCCACCCAUGUGAUUGGUCUGUACCCGGACCUGCUCCCCACUGACUACCGUAAACAGCUGCACUACCCCAACCCUUUACCCAGUCUGUCUGGAGCAGAGCUGGAGAAGGCUCACCUCGCUCUCAUCGACUACCUGACGCAGAAACGCAGCCACCUGGUGAAGCAGCUGAACGACUCGGACCCGUCCACUACGUCUCCCCUCAUGGAAGGAACUCCCACCAUCAAGAGCAGGAAGAAGCUCCUGCAGAUCAUCGACACCACGCUGCUCAAAUGCUACCUGCAUACCAACGUGGCCCUGGUGUCCCCUCUGUUGCGUCUGGAUAAUAACCACUGUCACAUUGAGGAGAGUGAGUACAUCCUGAAGAAGGCCCACAAGUACAGCGAGCUCAUCAUCCUCUAUGAGAAGAAGGGCCUGCAUCAGAAAGCCCUGCAGGUGUUGUUGGAUCAGUCCACCAAGGCUAACUCUCCCCUAAAGGGGCAUGAGAGGACUGUGCAGUACCUCCAGAGACUGGGGAUGGAGAAUCUAGGCAUCGUCUUUGAGUUCUCUCCCUGGGUGUUGAAGAUCUGUCCUGAAGACGGACUGAAGAUUUUCACUGAGGACCUGACGGAGGUAGAGUCCCUGCCCAGAGACAAGGUCCUGAACUUCCUGAAGGAGGGUUUUAAGGAGCUGGCUGUCCCCUACCUAGAACACAUCAUACACGUCUGGGAGGAGACAGGACCAGAGUUCCAUAACGUCCUCAUUCAGAUGUACCUGGAGAGGGUCCAGGGGCUCAUGAAGCAGUACCUCAACUCCCUGCCGGAGGGUGUUCCUGCAGUGGCUGCUGGGAAGGAGGAAGGGGACCUGGGAGAGUUCAGGAACAAGCUAGUGUGUUUCCUGGAGGUCUCUACCAGCUACGAACCAGGCCGACUCAUCUCUGACUUCCCCUUCGAUGGUCUUCUGGAGGAGCGGGCCCUGCUGCUGGGUCGGAUGGGCAAACAUGAACAGGCCCUCUUCAUCUACGUACACGUCCUGAAGGAUACGCACAUGGCCAAGGAGUACUGUCACCGGCAUUAUGACACAGACACAGACAGAAACAAAGAUGUGUACCUGUCUCUGCUGCGCAUGUAUUUGUCCCCUCCUGAUGUCCACUGCCUUGGACCAAUCAAAAUGGAGCUGUCGGAGCCACAGGCCAAUCUAAAGGCUGCUCUACACGUGCUGGAGCUGCACCACAGCAAGCUGAAUACCACUAAGGCCAUCAACCUGCUGCCAGCCAACACUCAGAUCAGAGAGAUCCGUGUGUUCCUAGAGAGUGUUCUGGAGGAGAAGGCUCAGAGGAAACGCUUUGACCAGGUGCUCAAGAGUCUGCUGCAGGCCGAGUUCCUACGGGUCCAGGAGGAGCGUAUCUUCCACCAACAGGUCAAGUGUACCAUCUCAGAAGAGAAGACCUGCAGGGUCUGUAAGAAGAAGAUGGGGAACAGCGCCUUCGCCAGGUAUCCCAACGGUGUUGUCGUUCAUUACUUCUGCUGUAAGGACCGAGGCGUGUGUCCUAUUGAGCAGUGACACCAAAAUAGUGCCCUCCUGUGGACUACAUGUCCCUAGCAGCACCCUGGACGGACGGACGGAGGGAGGGCAGGGAGCUCAGUUCGUCUGAAACACUUCCGCAGCGGCUAUUCAGCUGGACUCAUCUCUGGAACUCUGGCCGCUUCUGUCUGGAACUGUGGAAUGCUGUUCCUCUCCCUCCCGAUCUCUCUUGCUCUCUCGCUGUCUCUCUCUCUCUUGCUCUCUCGCUGUGUCUCGCUGUGUCUCGCUGUGUCUCGCUGUGUCUCGCUGUGUCUCGCUGUCUUUCUCUCUGUCUUUCUCUCUGUCUUUCUCUCUGUCUUUCUCUCUGUCUUUCUCUCUGUCUUUCUCUCUGUCUUUCUCUCUGUCUUUCUCUCUCUCUGACUCUCUCUGUCUCUCUCUGUCUCUCUCUGACUCUCUCUGUCUAUCUAAGAUUCGGAUAAGCUGUAUAAGCAUGAAUGACAAAGCCACUUUUGCUAAAGCGAAG
Salmo salar (Atlantic salmon) is the source of this 3704-nucleotide messenger RNA. Lineage: Eukaryota; Metazoa; Chordata; Actinopteri; Salmoniformes; Salmonidae. The record is from RefSeq and is a predicted model, not a curated record.